AACCGCUGCACUCAGCCGCCAAAAACACUAAGAUGACCAUGAUGCGUGUUGCCAGUGGAGCGCUGGCCGUUACCCUCGCAUCCCUCCUGAUCUGCUGCUAUGCUGACCCUAUUCAGAAACAGGACGUCAGCGCCGCCGAUCGCUUCGACUCCGGUCUCAAGGGCUCGGAGGGCAGUCUCGUGAGGCAAGUUCGUGAGGCCCACCACCCCGACCUUCUGCCUCACGACAUCAUACCACCACCAAACGUUGAAAUGGACGAACUCCUCGAUCACUGCUACCCCGGUUCGUUAUGCGAUAAUACAGAGCACAGAAGACGAUCCAUGGGCUCCCCCUCUUCUCUGCCCCCGCACCCGGCGCUAAACUGACGAACUUGGCCCUUUCCCGUUCUGUGAUGUUGCAUUUGUUUUCAACAUCCAACGCUCGGGAAAAGCUAAGAAAAAAGUGGGAGGGACGCGCGCCAUCGCUUUUGCAAUAUAGUUCUCUUUUCCCCUCUGAUUAUUAAAGGUUUUGAAAAUAUUUAAGUGUUAUUUUUAUUUUUGUUUUUUAAGAGUAGGAGGUAUUUUCAAAAUUUGUAUAAAAUUGUCAUUUAACUUUUUAUUCUUAACAUAACUGCAAUUCGAAUAAGACCAC
Messenger RNA from Leguminivora glycinivorella, 630 nucleotides. RefSeq names its product orcokinin peptides-like. The transcript is spliced from 5 exons. The record is from RefSeq and is a predicted model, not a curated record. Bases 33 to 365 code for a protein of 110 amino acids. NCBI's taxonomy places the organism in Eukaryota, Metazoa, Arthropoda, Insecta, Lepidoptera, Tortricidae.